UGCAUACUAGCGAACAGAGAUAAGCCAAUUAAGCUAGCACACGCAGGCCCCGGGUACGUAGCAAUGUCGUGCAUGGGAGCAGUCGCCACCGUGCUGAUGGUGCUGUGCGCCGCCGUGUCCUCUGCGGCAGCGCAGCCGCGCCGCCCGCUGCCCCCGAACUCCCUCGUGAUCCACCCUGGACGGUUCGGCAAGAGGGCUCAGACUCUCACCUGCGACUUCCACCCCUGCGUGGCCACCUGCCCUAAGCGCUGUCCCGAGGAGUGCUUUGUUGUCUGCUCCUCCUGCAAGACAUACUGCUUGUGUGACUUCUACCCUGGGUUUAUCUGCGGCGACCCCCGCUUCACUGGCGCUGACGGCAAUAACUUCUACUUCCACGGCACGAAGGACCAGGAUUUCUAUGUCGUCUCUGAUGCCGACCUCCAUAUCAACGCUCACUUCAUCGGCAAACGCGACCCGUCCAUGAGCCGCGACUUCACAUGGAUCCAGGCCGUAGGUGUCCGCUUCGCCGACCACCGCCUCUACGUGGGUGCCAAGAAGACCGCCAAGUGGAACAAUGACGUCGAUCGCCUCGAGUUGGCCUUUGACGGAGCACCGAUUGACGUCGCUGGUGACAUCGGUGCACAGUGGCAGUCCACUGUUGUGCCCGGCCUGACCGUCACGAGGAUCUCCAUGACCAACAACGUUAGGGUUGAGCUUAAGGGUGUGUUCGACAUCAUGACUAAAGUGGUGCCCAUCACGAAGGAGGACUCGCGUGUUCACAACUACGGUGCGACAGAGGAUGAUAGUCUCGCACAUCUGGACAUUGGGUUUAAGUUCUAUGACCUGACUGGCGAUGUUCACGGUGUUCUCGGCCAAACCUACCGCCCCGACUAUAUAAACAAGUUUAACGUGAGUUCUAGCAUGCCGGUGAUGGGGGGUGUAGCAAGCUUUGUCUCAUCCGACAUCUUUGCCACCGACUGCAAGGUCGCUAGGUUUGGCCGUAAUGCCAACAUCUCCAUGGUCACUGCCAGGGCCAACUAAACUAUUUCUCAAGACUUUAUCGGUUAAUGUAAUCGGCAUAAUGGUUGGCCUAGAAAUAAUACGUGAAAAUUGUAAGGUUUAGCGUCAUUUUGUGUGCAAAGCUGCUGGCCUUCUGGAAAAAC
This is a messenger RNA of Triticum dicoccoides, 1142 nucleotides long. RefSeq lists its product as uncharacterized. NCBI's taxonomy places the organism in Eukaryota, Viridiplantae, Streptophyta, Magnoliopsida, Poales, Poaceae. Bases 64 to 1020 code for a protein of 318 amino acids. The record is from RefSeq and is a predicted model, not a curated record. The transcript is spliced from 2 exons.